GUCAAAAUAUGUCGCAAUAGUUUAAAAUUUGAGUUAUUUUUCCCGCGAUUAUAUUUAUUAAUUGACAGCUCAUUUUGAAAAAAUGGCAACUUCUUUUUAUAUUUUGUUAGCGGCCGCUUUUUGCAGAUUCGUUGAUUCGACGGACAAUAUUGCUUAUUCCCCGAUCAUCCAAAAAAUUCAAAAUGACGUAUUUCAAGUCAAAACCGACAUAGCAACAGCGAUGACCACUAUUGACGUGAAACUGAAAGACAUAGCCGUCAGACUGGACACCAUUGAGUCAAGGGUGAGCGCGCUCGAAGACUCUUUCAUACAAGUGUACGAUGUGAAGAAGUCUAUCAGGGACUUUAUUGACUCCCGAAGGUCCGCGGUCUCUGCGCCGAAAACCGUCAGGAGACGAGUAGAGGGGACGACUUAUAAACCUGGAGUUUCAAGGAAGAAUGCACUUCAGUGGGGACCUUUGGGUAUCAAGAUUGAAGGUGUGUCGGAGAGUGAUCGUCAUGGGGAUAUAAACCUGUAUACGUCCCCAUCAUCGCCUUCUUUGAACGCGGAAGGAAGUACGGGCAGUUUGAGCACGGACAAGGAUGCGCGCGAUGAGCAGCAGCUCGCCAAGACAGCGGCUUUCCAGAAGAGGAUGAACCAGACAGACCAGGAGUGCUCGCAUCUCAACAACCACGCCUAUAUUGCCUGCUAUUUUAAGGGGUUGGGGGUCAUAAGCAGAUCGGGCGUAUACGUGGUGUCAGCAGGCGCUCAGCUGCUGGCAGCCGAAUGCGACCGACUCAGGCCGAAGGAGGUCGAGGGAAUCGCCAAAGACUGCAACUCUGUGAACGAUGAGCCAGACCUGAGCUCGGCCAGGCGCGCUGAACUCCUGCUUCUCUGCGUUGCUCACAAAGUAGACCCAGACGUGUGCAAUAUUCCUAUUCCGUCUUACAAUGGAAAAGAAACAACAAUUGAUUGAAGACAACUUUAGCACCGAUACCCAAGUACAGGAGGAUGCACCGACGAUGUAAAACAGUGAAAAGCAUUCGAAAAUCUCAUAAUAAAGCCUGGCGCCGUAGCCGAAUGGCAUUUCUGUGACGCAAAACGAAAACGAAACGCUGUGAAAAGUAGUCGGGCUUUGUCGCGCCAAUAUGCAAGAGCGAUAGAGAUAGAUAUCUACGAGCGUUUCGU
This is a messenger RNA of Leguminivora glycinivorella, 1167 nucleotides long. RefSeq lists its product as uncharacterized. The record is from RefSeq and is a predicted model, not a curated record. The coding region runs from base 83 to 955 and encodes 290 amino acids. The transcript has 6 exons. Lineage: Eukaryota; Metazoa; Arthropoda; Insecta; Lepidoptera; Tortricidae. Gene Ontology annotation, molecular function: odorant binding.